Messenger RNA from Populus euphratica (Euphrates poplar), 2896 nucleotides. Its product is annotated as KH domain-containing protein At4g18375-like. The transcript has 7 exons. Gene Ontology annotation, molecular function: RNA binding. The record is from RefSeq and is a predicted model, not a curated record. The coding region runs from base 143 to 2197 and encodes 684 amino acids. Lineage: Eukaryota; Viridiplantae; Streptophyta; Magnoliopsida; Malpighiales; Salicaceae.
GCUUCGGAGCCUUAGAAGCUGCAAGCUUUUUACUCUCUCUCUCUCUGCCUGUCUAGCUCUAAACCCCACCUUCUUCUAUCCUAGUUGGCCUAGACGGAGAAAACACAAACGCACUGCACUUUCUCUUUCUAGAAAAUUUAUAAUGGCAAGCAAUUUCAGUCCUUUUCUCUCUCCACCAGCAAAACGCCCCUUAUAUUACUCCGACAUCUUGCCCGGCCCGAACCCGAAUUCCACAAACGGAUACUCCGCAAACAAACGCUCUAAACCCCACCCCUCUGCUUCAGCUGCUCCGUCACCAGUCCCGUCGGGGCACGUUUUGUUCCGUCUACUCUGUCACGAGUCAAGAAUUGGUGGCAUUAUAGGAAAGGGCGGCAACGUAAUAAAAGGCUUGCAACAACAAACCGGAGCUAAGAUCCGGAUAGAAGAUGCUCCACUCGAAUCACCGGAUCGGGUGAUAACGAUAGUUGGUUCAGUUACGCAAUCGUCGGUGGUAUUUAGUGGAAUUGAGAGUGCAAUCGAGGUUUCCAAGGGGCAGGAGGCGUUGGUGAGGGUUUUUGAGAGGAUAUUAGAUGUGGCGGGGGAGAGUGAUUUGGUGGCGGGUGGGUUGGUUUCUUGCAGGUUGUUGGCGGAGAUGAGUUCGGUUGGGGCGGUUAUUGGGAAAGGAGGAAAAACAGUGGAGAAGAUUAGGAAAGAUUGUGGGUGUAAAGUUAAGGUUUUGAUUGAUAAAUUGCCUGCUUGUGCUUCUUCUAAUGAAGAGAUGAUUGAGAUUGAAGGGGAUGUUUCAGCUGUAAAGAAAGGACUUGUCGCGGUUUCUCACCGCCUUCAAGAUUCUCAACCGGUUGAUAAAACAAGGGUGAUUAGCAGCAAACCUGUUGAGGCAGUUUCCAGAGUCUCUUGUCCUGAAGUGGGUGUAGAAAUUCUUCCACAGCAUUCUGCAGUGCGACCCACCAUAGCACAACAUUCCGUAGCGCCACCCACUGUAGCAAAUAGCUCCAUUGAUUAUGCUUCAGGAACUCAUCUUUUUUCGUUCGAGUCCGAGAGGGUCAGCACUCUGGACACAAGUACACCACAACAGCAAGUGGUUUUUAGAAUUCUGUGUAAUAAUGAUAGGGUUGGGGGUGUUAUUGGAAAAGGUGGCAACAUAGUCACGGCUCUUCAGAAUGAGACAGGUGCUACUAUAAGCAUUGAACCUAAGGUGGCUGGGUGUGAUGAGCGACUAAUCACUGUUACUGCAUCUGAGAACCCAGAGUCUCGGUACUCAGCUGCACAGAAGACUGUUGUGCUUGUUUUCUCGAGGGUUGUGGAGUCCGUCAUUGAAAAGGGUCUGGAUCCAGGCUCAAGCGAGGGGUCCCAUGUUAGUGUGAGGCUCGUGGUUUCCCCAAACCAAGUUGGCUGUUUGUUGGGAAAAGGAGGCACGAUAAUUUCAGAAAUGCGGAAGGCAACCAGUACCAGCAUACGAAUAAUAGGGCGUGACCAGGGUAACCCUAAGUGUGUGCCAGAGAAUGAUCACGUGGUAGAGAUUUUGGGAGAUUUUUUGAAUGUGAAAGAUUCAAUAUACCACAUUACUGGAAGACUCAGAGAUAAUCUUUUCUCUAGCAUUCUGGGCACUCCUGGAGCAAGGCUCAGUUCUUCUGUAUUAGCUGAGACCAGCCCCUAUUUGAGAUUGAUGGACCCAGUGAGGGAUGCCAAGAGGGAUUCACUGAGGGAUCCAUUGUGGGAGCCACUGAGGGAUAUUAUGAGGGAUCCAUUGAGAGACCCACUGAGGGAUUUUAUGAGGGAUCCAUUGAGAGACCCUCUGAGGGAUGAAUUUAGGGAUUCGUUGAGGGAAACUGUGAGGGAUCCUUUGAGGGAACCAAUUAGGGAUCCUUUGAGGGGACCUGGGAGGGGUCCAUUGAGGGAGGUGGGGAGGGAUUCUGCCUCUUUUUUGCAGCCAAUGGGGGGUAUUUCUCAUAAUCUAAAUCGCCAAACUGUUAUAACACAGAGUAUGGAUCAUCUUGGAUUUUCACGUACUUUAGAUCAUUCUCCUUCACCAAGGUUAUGGGGAUCACAGACAAUACCUGGAGUAAAUCCACGGGGCAUAUCAGAUCUCAGUGGAGGAUUGCCUUCUUUUAAAGCUGGCCUAGAUGAUCUUGUCAGUGGAGGUAAGUCUGCUUUUGUUACGAAUACAACUGUGGAGAUUGUAAUACCUGAGCUGUAAUUAUGAAACAAGCAGGAAUCAUAGAUUAGUUGAACUCUGAUAUGUAUCACUUUGUAAUAUUGAGUAUAUGACAGUUUUAUUUAAUCUUCUCCUUGUCCUGUCACCCUCUAAAUCCAAUAGCUAUGCUUUCGAAUAUUGAGCAUGGUACUGCUACAGUAAUCUUGAAAUGCAUCAGCAACAGAGCAUUUUCCAGGUGCUCGACUAGUUCAGAAUGUUCGAAAAUCAGAUUCGAAACAUCCUAGAUCUUCAAAACUAAAAAGGCAAUAAAAUUUGAAUAGCCAAAGAGUCGCUAGCACAUCAACCCCAGUGACAAUCAACGAGAUAAAAACAUCAUGUUAUUUAAGGAGAAAACCUGCUUCUGGCAUGACAUGGGAUCCCUCAAAGGACUCGAGUAGCUAAAAAUAGACCCAGGAUUGUUAAGAAAGCUGUUCUUGUUCAGAAAUGCUAAAGUUACUCGUAGUCUUGAAGUGGUAGAGAGGUGAGAGACACUAGAUCUAAAGAAAUUUGCAGAAACUGAAAACUGUUCGAUGUGUUAGCUGCCUGUAACCGUUGUUCAAGGACCAGAGAACUCUGUAUUGUGGGCUCCUUCAAAAAUAAUCUUCAAAGGGCAUAAACUUACCCACCAAACCGUUGACCUUCACAUCCUGCAACUUGUACAUAUAUGAUAAUGGAACAGAAGAGCCAACGUGGAAGGAAGAA